UAGCGAAAGAAGAAUUCGUGCUGUGUUGUUGCUUGUUUCAGGAGUAUCAUUGAUUGUCAUGGCGUCUGUUGUGUGUCCGGAUAUUUCCCGUCCCGGGUUUCAAUUUGAUAACUGCAGAAGGAAUGCAUUUCUUUUAAAAGAAGGCUUUGUUGCUCCAAAAGCCACGAAGACAGGCACGACGAUUGUUGGUAUAAUAUAUAAAGAUGGCGUUAUACUGGGAGCAGAUACUAGAGCUACCGAAGAUACAAUUGUGUCGGAUAAAAAUUGCUCCAAGAUACACUUUCUUGCACCGAACAUGUAUUGCUGUGGCGCUGGAACAGCAGCAGAUACGGAAAUGACCACGCAGAUGAUAUCUUCUCAACUAGAACUUCAUCGUUUGAAUACUGGACGAGUUGUUCCAGUUGUUACAGCGAAUCGCAUGCUUAAGCAGAUGUUGUUUAGAUACCAGGGCUACAUUGGUGCAGCUCUUGUACUUGGAGGAGUAGACAAUACAGGCCCACAUUUGUAUUGCAUAUAUCCUCAUGGGUCAUCAGAUAAGCUUCCAUAUGCUACAAUGGGCUCCGGAUCACUGGCAGCAAUGUCAGUUUUUGAAUCCAGAUGGAAACCAGAUAUGACGGAAGAAGAAGGCAAACAGCUUGUGAGAGAUGCAAUUGCAGCAGGUAUAUUCAAUGAUCUAGGAUCAGGAAGCAAUGUUGACUUGUGCGUCAUUCGAAAAGGCAGUGUUGACUACUUACGUCCGUAUGAUGAAGCCAACAUUAAAGGAAAGAGGCAAGCAACAUACGAUUUCAAGAAAGGAACUACUGCUGUUCUGUCUGCUGCAUCAUUUCCCAUUGAAAUUGAAGAAUUGUCUGUAAAUGUUAUUGAUCAUGGAGAAUCCAUGGAUACGUCAAGUUGAAUUCAAUGCCUUAAUUGUAACUGAAGAUUAAAAAACAAUAAAUAAGAAUUUUGUUAAACCUUCAA
Molecule: messenger RNA, 960 nt
Organism: Schistocerca serialis cubense
Lineage: Eukaryota; Metazoa; Arthropoda; Insecta; Orthoptera; Acrididae
Product: proteasome subunit beta type-7-like
Exons: 5
Coding region: 59-895 (278 amino acids)
Cellular component (GO): proteasome core complex
Molecular function (GO): threonine-type endopeptidase activity
Source: RefSeq, a predicted model, not a curated record